CUGAUGUGCUUUCAGCAGUCCCAGCAACCCCCUGCAGCUGCAUGAUGGGCACGGAGCCACGGGCUGCAGCAGGGCUGGAGGCAGCCCCUUCCUCUCCUCCUCUUCCUCCCCGUGCCCAGCAGGGCGGCCAUGUGCGUGGGCAGGUGCAGCCGGGUGGUGGGUCCGUGCCUGCUGGUGCUGGGCACGGUCUCUGUGGCAGCCAACAUCCUGCUGCUCUUCCCUGGGGGAGCAUCCAAGUACCUGCUGGAGGGGCACAUCAGCCAACAGGCCAAGGCCGUGCCGGGCGUCUGGGGAGGCGGCCUCAGUGUGCUGCUGGCAGCCGCCCACAUCACGGCGGUGGGAUGGCGAUGUGCCGGCUGCUCCGACUGCGGCACCCGCCGCAACGCGUUCAUCUCGGCCGUGCUGUCCAAGCUGGCGCUGCUGGGAGCUGCCUCCUGCUUCGUGCUCUGCGGGGUGGGUUUGACCAACGGCCCCCUCUGCUUCUACAACACCUCCAGGCACGGCCCCCUCUGGGGUUACCCCUUCCUGGACAGCAGCGGGCAGGAGCCUGACAGCAGGGCACAGAACUACCUGCAGGACCGGCGCACGUGGAGCGUGUGCCUGGAGCCCCAGGGCAUCGUGGUCUGGAAUGUCGCCCUCUUCUCCCUCCUGCUGCUGGUCAGUGCCACCGAGAUGGUGUUGGCCUCCCUGCAGAUCAUCAACGGCUGUCUCGGCUGCCUCUGUGGCUUCUGCGAGGGGAAGUAG
This is a messenger RNA of Colius striatus (speckled mousebird), 744 nucleotides long. RefSeq names its product transmembrane 4 L six family member 19 (gene TM4SF19). Bases 130 to 744 code for a protein of 204 amino acids. Lineage: Eukaryota; Metazoa; Chordata; Aves; Coliiformes; Coliidae. The record is from RefSeq and is a predicted model, not a curated record. Gene Ontology annotation, cellular component: membrane. The transcript is spliced from 4 exons.